AAUGUCUAAAAGCAAUCAAGCUGAAAUAUUCUAUAACGAAUAAGUUUCACCCAAAGAGUCAAAAAGGAUGAAAUGGUUCGUUUUAUUUGCUUAUAGUUUCUUAGCGUAAACUUUUGAUUUUCUUCAUAGAUUUGCCAAUGUGCUUGGUUUUGUAAGUUAUUCACCUGUUUGGUUAAAUGCAGCUAUAUACUAUGAUGUAGAAGCUAACGAUUUAUAUUGGAUAGGAAACUUAUAUUAUAUAACAUUUUUUGUAUUUGGACCUCCUUUUAUUCCUCUAUUAGAGAAAAGACUUGAUUUAUGUUUAUAAGUAGCCUCGAUAUUAACAGCAGCAGGAGCUUGGAUAGUAUGGAUAGGGAAACAAAGCUUUUUUAUGUGUUUAGUUGGAUAUUUCUUUGUUGGAGUAAGCGAGGCUUUAUUUUUAGCAGUACCUGUUUGUAAUUAUUCAAUCUUAAAGUUGUUGUAGAUUUAUCAGAGGUUUGGUUUACUGCUUAUGAUCGUACUUUGGCUACAUGUCUUGGAAGUUAUGCUACACUAGCAGGAAUCAUGGCUUCUUAUACAUAUUCGUCAUUUUAAUUUUGGGAUCUAAUUGAUCAAGAAAUUAUUAAUAUCAAAAUUGAAGAAAUGAACUUUAUUAUUGCAAUUUUAAACACAAUUUGUGUACCAUUAUGUUUUCUUUUUAUUAGAAACACUAAUUAAAGAACCAGAAAUGGUGAAGUAUAAAUAUAAAUUUAAUUAUAGGAAAAUGUUAAAUUUUUUUAAUAAUUCUUUGACAUUUUUAGAAUAGAAGAAUUCUCAUUGGAUCUUUUAGCUUUUGCAAUGUUUAUAGGAAUUUCUUGGGUUUAUAUAUCUGUUAUCUCUCUUUAAUUAUAUCCUUUUGGUUAUACUUAAUUAGAAAUAGGAAUUACUGGUAUCUUUUUUACAGGAUCUGGGAUAAUUGCUGGAAUAUGGAUUUCAUUUAAAUUAGAUUAAUAAGCAAGAUAAGGAAAAUAACCAGAUUAUGAUACUAUUAUAAGAUACACUACUUUAAUGGGUUUUUUGGCUUUAUUAAUAUAAGCUUUUCUUAUUUAAUAUUUACCUUUUUGGCUUUUGAUUAUAUUAAAUAUCUUUAAUGGAAUAGGAUUAAAUGUUAUUUAUCCAAUAGCCAUUGAAGCAUUUGUUGAGAAAUUAUAUCCACUUAAGUCUUUGAUUGUAAGCACUUGGAUUUUGGGAAUAGCUAAUGUAAAAUACACUAAUAGACUUAGGUCUUGGGCUUUGCUUUAAAUUACAUAUUAGUAUUGCCAACAAUCUUAGAAUAUGGAAUUUGGUUAUCUUUAUUAAUACUUACUCCAUUUUAACUAUACUUUAUAUUAUUUUAUAAAUCUAAGUUUAGACGAUUCGAAUUAUCAAAUUGA
Paramecium pentaurelia is the source of this 1391-nucleotide messenger RNA. The record is from the annotation of a GenBank genome assembly. Lineage: Eukaryota; Ciliophora; Oligohymenophorea; Peniculida; Parameciidae.